AUGGCAAAAAAUAUGGAUGCCGACAUAGAUGUGACAUCUAUGACAGAUGAUGCUAUGCUGAAUCCUUAUAAAGUUUCGCUUGGUGGUGAUAAAGAUGUCGACAAAGAGGUUUAUUUAAGUAAGCUUACGGGAAGUAAACUUACUCAGCCAAUCGAAGAACAAGUGUACGAUGGAGAAGGUGUUGAUGAUGAAGAUCAGAAUGAAAGUUUUGAAAGCAGUGAAGGGAAUUCGUGUAGUGGAAAGCAGUCCAGGAAGAAUCCAUCGCUGUGGCAAAAACCGGAAGUGCGACGUAUCAUUGAGGAUUUUAUUAAUAAGGAUAUAACUUCAAGAGGUGCUGCUAACAAGAUUUCAGAUAUUAUGGGUAGAAACGUUUCACAUUCCACAGUUCUCACUUACGCUAAUAGAUUUCUACGAAUGAUUCUUUUUUUUUCGCACGGAGUAAAACGUGAAGAUGAUGGUGACGAAUCGUCGUCCUAUCAGGUUGUCGAACUAGAAGAUUCGCCAGCGCCGACUGACGAGGUUGGAUUUGAUGUUCAUUUUGAACUUGUGAAAACAAGUCGCGGUAACGAUAAUGGUCUAGCAGUAUAUGAAGAUAAUAAUUUCGUUCGUGUUUAUCGACGAACUAGCUCUACGGGUCGAAGUGCAUCAUAUCGUUGUUCCACUUGUGAUCAUCUUUAUGAAAAACUUGGUCAAGGCGAACGACCAACCAUCAAGAUGCGUGACAAUGUCAUCAUAACGGAACCGUUUCCUACCCAUAAUGCAUUGUGUAGUCCAGCACCAUUGGAUGUUUUUCGUAAAAAUCAAGAAGACUUGGAGGCACGACAAUUAAACAUAUGUAGACGUGUGUUAAGUAAUUCCCGGUUCAAGGAAAUGAGAUGGGGAAGGCACUACGAUCCUAUUGGUUAUGUUAUAAAACCAAUUAAUGAGGAAGAAGAAGCUAUAAAUAAAUGCAUUGAAAGCCUCUUAACAAGAUGUGGUGGUACUGCAGAUAUGGAAGAUGAAGAUAAAGAGGCGGUGUUAAGAGAUCUGAUUGAGGGCUACAAACGUGGAGAAGUUUCUAGUUUAACGGAGCUUGCAAAACUGAUCAAAGAAAAUUUGGAUAUUGAUGUUUCUAGUCCAACACUCUGUCGAUAUCUGAAGAAACAGAACGAAGAUAAAGCUCAACUGUCAGUGGAACCGGAAGAAAGUGAAAGCGUAUUGAUAGCUCGUCCCGGACUGUCGAAAUACUUGAACGAAACACUUAUUACAGUGCCUGAAAAUGAGGGGUUUCGGCAGUAUUCUUUCAUGAAAAGAUCAUCGGAUGGU
This is a messenger RNA of Thelazia callipaeda (thelaziosis nematode), 1305 nucleotides long. The record is from the annotation of a GenBank genome assembly. Lineage: Eukaryota; Metazoa; Nematoda; Chromadorea; Rhabditida; Thelaziidae.